Messenger RNA from Mycetomoellerius zeteki, 1879 nucleotides. It is a transcript of the gene IFT54, whose product is annotated as intraflagellar transport 54. The coding region runs from base 89 to 1879 and encodes 596 amino acids. The record is from RefSeq and is a predicted model, not a curated record. Lineage: Eukaryota; Metazoa; Arthropoda; Insecta; Hymenoptera; Formicidae. The transcript is spliced from 10 exons. Gene Ontology annotation, cellular component: intraciliary transport particle B; axoneme; ciliary basal body. Gene Ontology annotation, biological process: cilium assembly; regulation of microtubule cytoskeleton organization; intraciliary transport. Gene Ontology annotation, molecular function: microtubule binding.
AUCGCCGCAAGUGUUGUAUGUAAAGAGUACGUACAUAUGUGUCAAUCAUUAGACAGAAUUUAGAAAGAAAAGGAAAAUAAUUAUUGCAAUGACGGACGAGGUGCGACCCGAGGUGAUAAAGAAAACACAGGAUUUACUCGGAAAAUAUUUCAAGAAGCCGCCACUGACCGAGAAACUACUCCGCAAGCCGCCGUUUCGCUUCCUCCACGAUAUUAUAACAGCUAUCAUUAAAGAAACUGGUUUCUUAGAAGGAUUAUUUAGCGAAGAAGAGCUAAAUUCUGAUAAUAUAAAGGACAAAGAAGCUAAGCUCAUUUUCUUGACAAAACUCAUUGAUGUCGUCAAAUUAAUCUCGGGUGCUAAUUUAAUGGUCAGAGCAAGUAAAAUCAUCUCUGGUCAAGAGCCUACAAAGACAAAUCAGCUGUUGCAGGCCAUUGGAAAAGCCCUUGAUAAGAAAAUCAGUAGUAAGGAGGCGAUUGAUCACUACAAAAAGAACUUAGAAAAAAAAGUAAAGGGAUCGAAGUCAAGAUCCACAAUUAAAGAGGAAACUUCGAAGAAGCCUGCAUCGAGACAGUCUUCGCAAACGAGGAAAUCAUCGGAGAAAGAUAAGAUCUCGGCGGAGCGAAAGAAAAGGUCAUCUAGCACAGGAAAAGUAGCAUCAGGCGAAGUAAAGCGAGAUAAAGAUGACAGAACUGAAGAGAGCAAAGCAAAAAAAGGGAAUGAUUGGAAGGAGGAAAAUUCGAAGAAUAUUGAAGUCAUAGAUAUCCCACCAGCUGAACCAGUUCAGAAUAAAGUUCCUACUUCGGCGCAAAGAAGAAGACCCUCUUCGUCCGCCAAAGUGAAGCGGGAUGCCACGAUUUUAGCAGACACUAAUGAUCUGACGAAAGAAGAACAGGUACAAUAUAGAAGUGCCUCCGGUAGAGAAAAACGCUUGACACAAGUGAAUAGGUCACAAGAAAAAAUAGAAAAUAUAUCUUUACAGAUAUCUAAUAAUGAAAAUAAACCAGUAAUGAGUAAUUAUACUAAAGGAAUUAAGGAAAAUGGAAUAGAAGAGGACAAUGCGUUACAACAAAGUGUUGAAAGAAGUGAUCAACCAACGUCAGAGCUUAUAGGAUCUCAAACUGAAGCUACUGAAAUGACCGUUUCACAACAACCGAAUGCGAGACCUAAAACAUCUUUAAGACCACCUAGUGCCAGACCUAUCAGUGCUAGGCCGGCAGCUCCCAGAAUGAGAGCAAAGACAGAGAUGAUAGUCAAUGAAGAAAUACAAACACCAUUAGGAAAUAUCAGCGUUAUCGUAGAGAAUUCCGACUUGAAGGACGAUGAUGACGAUGACGCGGAAGAUAUGGUAGUGAUGGAAGCAAAAGGAAGUGGUGGUGAUCUUUUAGAGAACGGAGAUUAUAAGAUAGACAAUCAAUUGAUGCAAGAACAUGGGCAUCUUGUGGCUCAAAUCUUAGAAACCCAGAGAGAAUUAGUCAACACGGACAAUGUCGAUGUAUUGCCGAAGAAAGUUGAUAUCGCGUGGGAAUCAGGUUCGAAACGUGACCGAGAAACAGCAGCUAAAGAAAUCGAUAAAUUACGCGGAACUAUACAAACAUUAACGCGAACGACAAAUCCUUUGGGAAAAUUGCUGGAUUAUGUACAGGAAGACGUAGAAAUGAUGGAGAAAGAAUUAUUGGAUUGGAGAAAUCAAUAUCGCCAAUUAAGCGAACAACUGGAAGAAGAACAAAAAGAAACGGAAGAAAUGAUAGAACCUAUGAAGGAGACAUUGAAAGAAAUUGAUAGCAACAUGAAAGUUCAAUUAGAUAAGAUACGUCAAGUAAAGGCGCAAAUUAUGAAAAAUGAUCAAAAAAUACGGCGAUUACUUAGUGGUAAUUUAUAA